Hippopotamus amphibius kiboko is the source of this 2319-nucleotide messenger RNA. RefSeq names its product protein phosphatase 5 catalytic subunit (gene PPP5C). Gene Ontology annotation, cellular component: cytosol; nucleus. The coding region runs from base 198 to 1856 and encodes 552 amino acids. The record is from RefSeq and is a predicted model, not a curated record. The transcript has 13 exons. Gene Ontology annotation, molecular function: protein binding; protein serine/threonine phosphatase activity. Lineage: Eukaryota; Metazoa; Chordata; Mammalia; Artiodactyla; Hippopotamidae.
ACCAACCAGAGAAGACGGCAAGGAAAUCCCACUUUAAGACCCCGGGAAACUUCGGCCGCUCGGAACACGGAACUUUGGGAGCCCCGGCCACGCCGGGCCUUUUUCGCCCGCGCGCCCCUUUUCGCCUUCCCCAUUGGCUCAUUCUAGGAAGGGCGCCGCCAGGGGGCCCUCUGGUCACCUUGUCCUCCGCGCGCUCUAUGGCGAAAGGGCCUUGCGCAGGCGCGCGAAGGGAGCCUUCGGGGGCCCGCGCUUUACGACACUUGUGCAGCAGUGGCGGCGGCAACUCGGCACUCCUUCGCGACGAUUCGGCCGGGUGCCGCUGGCGGCGGUUGCCAGGGUGGGGGUCGCUUUGCGGCAUGGCGAUGGCGGAGGGCGAGCGGACUGAGUGUGCUGAGCCCCCCCGGGAGGAGCCCCCGGCUGAUGGCGCUCUGAAGCGGGCAGAGGAGCUCAAGACGCAGGCCAACGACUACUUCAAAGCCAAGGACUACGAGAACGCGAUCAAGUUCUACAGCCAGGCCAUCGAGCUGAGCCCCAGCAAUGCCAUCUACUAUGGCAACCGCAGCCUGGCCUACCUGCGCACCGAGUGCUACGGCUACGCGCUGGCCGACGCCACACGGGCCAUCGAGAUGGACAAGAAGUACAUCAAGGGCUACUACCGCCGCGCCGCCAGCAACAUGGCGCUGGGCAAGUUCCGGGCCGCCCUGCGCGACUAUGAGACGGUGGUGAAGGUGAAGCCCCACGACAAGGAUGCCAAGAUGAAAUACCAGGAGUGCAACAAGAUCGUGAAGCAGAAGGCGUUCGAGCGGGCCAUCGCGGGCGACGAGCACAAGCGCUCCGUCGUGGACUCUCUGGACAUCGAGAGCAUGACCAUCGAGGAUGAGUACAGCGGGCCCAAGCUUGAGGACGGCAGAGUGACAAUCACCUUCAUGAAGGAGCUCAUGCAGUGGUACAAGGACCAGAAGAAGCUGCACCGGAAAUGCGCCUACCAGAUCCUGGUACAGGUCAAAGAGGUCCUCUCCAAGCUGAGCACGCUCGUGGAGACCACGCUUAAAGAGACAGAGAAGAUUACAGUGUGUGGGGACACCCACGGCCAGUUCUAUGACCUCCUCAACAUAUUUGAGCUCAACGGUUUACCCUCGAAGACCAACCCCUACAUAUUUAAUGGUGACUUCGUGGACCGAGGCUCCUUCUCCGUAGAAGUGAUCCUCACCCUUUUCGGCUUUAAGCUCCUGUACCCAGAUCACUUUCACUUACUUCGAGGCAACCAUGAGACGGACAACAUGAACCAGAUCUACGGCUUCGAGGGCGAGGUGAAGGCCAAGUACACAGCCCAGAUGUACGAGCUCUUCAGCGAGGUGUUCGAGUGGCUCCCGCUGGCCCAGUGCAUCAAUGGCAAAGUGCUGAUCAUGCACGGGGGCUUGUUCAGUGAAGACGGCGUCACCCUGGAUGACAUCAGGAAGAUCGAGCGGAGUCGGCAGCCCCCAGAUUCAGGUCCCAUGUGCGACCUGCUCUGGUCAGACCCGCAGCCGCAGAACGGGCGCUCGGUCAGCAAGCGGGGCGUGAGCUGCCAGUUCGGGCCCGAUGUCACCAAGGCCUUCCUGGAGGAGAACAGCCUGGACUACAUCAUCCGCAGCCACGAGGUCAAGGCCGAGGGCUACGAGGUGGCGCACGGCGGCCGCUGCGUCACUGUCUUCUCUGCCCCCAACUACUGCGAUCAGAUGGGGAACAAAGCCGCCUACAUCCACCUCCGGGGCUCUGACCUGCGGCCCCAGUUCCACCAGUUCACAGCAGUGCCUCAUCCUGACGUCAAGCCCAUGGCCUACGCCAGCACGCUGCUGCAGUUAGGGAUGAUGUGAGGCCCACGUGGCAGGGCCUCCGCUCCCCAUCCGACCCCAGGCCCGGCCCAGGGCAACGUUGGACCCCCCUUUUACUUUGUAAAGUUUGUAUUUAUUCCCCUUUAGGUUUGCAGAGGGGGUGGGGGGCUGGCCAGAUGGUCUGCUCCCCGGACAAAGAAGAAGGAGGUGGAGAGGCCGAGGGUGGGGCACCGACCGGGCAUUCUGGAGGGAGGCCAGCGCUGCCGUGGGUGGGGCGGGGCCCAGAGGCUUCCCCGCCCCCCUCGCUUGCAUGGCCCCUCCCCUGCUAAAGCAAUAGGGCCCCGCCAUAGGAAGACCCCUGGAAGGAGGGUCAUCAGGGAGGCCUCACCUGCACCCCCCCCUCCUGGCAGCCCCAGGGCGGGGCUAGGCUGGGGCUCACCCCCUUCCCCAGCUAUUUUAUGUCUGUAAUUAAAUAUGUUAAAAUAAAGUCGUUAUUGUAAGUCAG